AUGUCCUCUUUUCUUCUGACGUGUCAAAUUCUCCAUGCCCCUUUUCUUAUGACGUGUCAGAUUCUCCAGGCCCUCCUUUCUUAUGACGUCAGAUUCUCCAGGCCCGCCUUUCUUAUCACGUGUCAGAUUCUCCAGGCUCUUCUUUCUUAUGACGUAUUCUCCAGGGCCGCCUUUCUUAUCACGUGUCAGAUUCUCCAGGCCCUCCUUUCUUAUGACGUGUUAGAUUCUCAGACCCUCCUUUCUUAUUACGUGUCAGAUUCUCCAUGUCCUCUUUUUUCUUCUGACGUGUCAAAUUCUCCAUGCCCCUUUUCUUAUGACGUGUCAGAUUCUCCAGGCCCUCCUUUUUAUGACGUGUCAGAUUCUCCAGGCCCGCCUUUCUUAUCACGUGUCAGAUUCUCCAGGCUCUUCUUUCUUAUGAUUCUCCAGGGACGCCUUUCUUAUGACGUGUCAGAUUCUCCAGGCCAGCCCUUUCUUAUCACGUGUCAGAUUCUCCAGGCUCUUCUUUCUUAUGACGUAUUCUCCAGGGCCGCCUUUCUUAUCACGUGUCAGAUUCUCCAGGCUCUUCUUUCUUAUGACGUGUCAUAUUCUCCAGGCCAGCCUUUCUUAUCACGUGUCAGAUUCUCCAGGCUCUUCUUUCUUAUGACGUGUCAGAUUCUCCAGGCCAGCCUUUCUUAUCACGUAUUCUCCAGGCCAGCCUUUCUUAUCACGUGUCAGAUUCUCCAGGUUCUUCUUUCUUAUGACGUGUCAGAUUCUCCAGGCCAGCCUUUCUUAUCACGUGUCAGAUUCUCCAGGCUCUUCUUUCUUAUGACGUGUCAGAUUCUCCAGGCCAGCCUUUCUUAUCACGUGUCAGAUUCUCCAGGCUCUUCUUUCUUAUGA
Molecule: messenger RNA, 876 nt
Organism: Acanthosepion pharaonis
Lineage: Eukaryota; Metazoa; Mollusca; Cephalopoda; Sepiida; Sepiidae
Source: the annotation of a GenBank genome assembly